AUGUUUCCCACAGCCACACUUCUGUUGGUUUUCGCCAUACCUGAUUUCCUCACCAAGGUAGCCGCAGAAGAUUGUACUGUGUUCUCCACCAAUGGCUCAACUGCAGCGACGUACGAUUUCUAUCGGUUCUACGACUUCCGAAAUCUGAGUGAGAGCCUUCUUGGCAAUGCGGAUACAGUACCCGACAGUGGCGAAAAGCAAUCGAUAACAGUAACAUCUAAUGGACAAUCGAAGAUCAUUGCCGCUUCUCCUUGGAGUGCUGGUUGGGAUGCUCGGCAUUGGCUGAGGCCAGGAGCGAGAGAAGACACCAUCGAUAUGCACUAUACACCAUCCAGUGUAUCAAUAAGCAAGAACAACGAUGGGUCGAAAGAUUCGUCUACCUACCUUACUCUUCACACCACACGGCUGCCCAACGGUACGCAAUUAGCAUCUGAGCUAGACUUUAUCGAGCACAAUGCUACAUAUGCCUCGAUACGUAUGUUGGCGCGCAUACGUGGUGCAAGUGGUGCAAUUGCCGGCUUCUUCACAUACCACAACGACACCACCGAGUCGGACAUAGAAAUUCCAACCGGGGGCGGUAGCAACGAAAUACAUUGCUCAAAUCAGCCGACCACAGAUCCAGAUACAGCAGUACCAAUACAAGACGCAACGUUCAAUGUCUCUAUGGAAGAUCGUAAACCUACUUCUGGCUGGAACAACUAUCGGUUGGACUGGAUACGUGGGAGAAGCGCAUGGUACGUCGAUGGUAAACAGACCGCCGACACUAGUGUGAAUGUGCCGGGUGCCGAGAGUACGAUCAUACUGAACCUUUGGAGCAAUGGCGGAAACUUCUCAGGACGAAUGGAUAUUGGGAAUGAAGCUUGGUUCGAUAUUCAGUGGGUUGAGCUGCUUUUCAAUACCACUUCUACCACUGUUGCAAAGUCCAGUAGGACUGUAUGCUCUGUGGAGUCUUCUCUAGGAUCUCCAGUCCCAAGCACUUCCUAUUCUAUACAUGAAAGGGCUUCGGAACACCUUUGGUGGGUUGUCGUGCUGGUCUCGAUUGUAAUAUUUGUACAGUCUAUGUGA
This is a messenger RNA of Bipolaris victoriae FI3, 1065 nucleotides long. RefSeq names its product glycoside hydrolase family 16 protein. The transcript is spliced from 2 exons. Gene Ontology annotation, molecular function: hydrolase activity, hydrolyzing O-glycosyl compounds. NCBI's taxonomy places the organism in Eukaryota, Fungi, Ascomycota, Dothideomycetes, Pleosporales, Pleosporaceae. The coding region runs from base 1 to 1065 and encodes 354 amino acids. Gene Ontology annotation, biological process: carbohydrate metabolic process. The record is from RefSeq and is a predicted model, not a curated record.